GGAGAAGGUAAACUUUGACCCCGUCAACAGGACCGUCUUGAUCAGAGAUCAUUACGACCUGUAGAACGUAUUCAUUCUCAGAUUCAAAACAAGCACCUGUUGAUAUUUCUUUUUAAUUUAUAUAUUCUUGAAUCAAAAUGGUUCUUGCCAACGGCGACGCCUCUUCCGCUCCGGCGUCCAUGCUGUCCAAGGAGACUCUGGACUACAAGACUGCCCUCCAAGUUUUCGAGAAGGAGUACCCGCUCCGCGAUGGAAUCGAUGUCAAGACUCUUCUUGACUCGGCCAACAAUGGCGGUCUCACCUAUAACGACUUUUUAAUCUUGCCUGGCUACAUUGGCUUUCCCGCGUCUGCUGUGGCUCUGGAUACCCCAGUCACCAAGCGUAUUACGCUUAAGACUCCUCUUGUGUCCUCUCCAAUGGACACUGUCACUGAGGAAAACAUGGCCAUUCACAUGGCCCUUCUUGGCGGCCUGGGUGUCAUUCACCACAACUGCUCUCCUGACGCACAGGCUGAGAUGGUCCGCAAGGUGAAGCGCUAUGAGAACGGUUUCAUCUCUGACCCUGUUGUGCUCUCGCCCAAGACCACCGUUGCCGAGGUCAAACAGCUGAAGGAAAGAUGGGGUUUUGGUGGUUUCCCCGUCACCGAGAAUGGCACUCUCCGCUCUAAGCUUGUAGGUAUGGUCACGAACCGCGACAUUCAGUUCCAUAACAACCUCGAUGACCCUGUUACGGUUGUCAUGUCGACCAACCUCGUUACUGCUCCCGCCGGCACUACUCUCUCUGAGGCUAACACCGUCUUGAGAGAGUCGAAGAAGGGCAAGCUUCCUAUUGUUGAUGAGCAGGGAAACCUUGUCUCUCUUCUCUCCCGUUCUGAUCUUACGAAGAACCUUCACUUCCCCCUCGCCUCCAAGCUGCCCCACUCCAAGCAGCUGCUCUGCGCUGCCGCUAUCGGCACCCGCGAGGAGGACAAGGCUCGCUUGGCCAAGCUUGUCGAUGCCGGACUUGAUGUUGCCAUCCUGGACAGCAGUCAGGGCAACAGCAUCUUCCAGAUCGAGAUGAUCAAAUACAUCAAGAAGACCUACCCUGACCUUGACGUGAUCGGCGGAAACGUCGUUACUCAAGAGCAGGCUGCCGCUCUCAUCGCGGCUGGCGUUGAUGGUCUGCGCAUUGGAAUGGGUAGCGGAAGUGCCUGCAUUACUCAGGAAGUCAUGGCUGUCGGAAGACCCCAAGCUGCUUCUGUUCACUACGUUUCCAGCUUCGCUGCUCGUUUCGGCGUUCCUUGCAUCGCCGACGGUGGCAUCCAGAACGUUGGCCACAUUGUUAAGGGUCUGGCGCUGGGCGCCUCGACCGUCAUGAUGGGUGGCCUCCUUGCCGGUACCACGGAGUCUCCCGGCGAGUACUUUGUUAGCAGUGAGGGCAAGCUUGUCAAGGCUUACCGUGGCAUGGGCAGUAUCGAUGCCAUGGAGGAUAAGAAGGCUGGUGCUGGCGCUGCCAAUUCUAAGGCCAGCAAUGCUGGAACUGCUCGUUACUUCUCCGAGGGCGACCGUCUCCUUGUCGCUCAAGGUGUCUCUGGAUCUGUGCUCGAUAGAGGUUCGAUCACUAAAUUCGUGCCCUAUCUCCUCGCCGGUCUUCAGCACUCGCUGCAGGACAUUGGUGAGAAGAGUUUGUCGGAGCUCAGAGAGAAUGUCCGUAACGGCAAGGUCCGUUUCGAGCUCCGAACUGUGAGCGCUCAGGCCGAGGGUAACGUGCACGGUCUCCACAGCUUCGACAAGAAGCUUUACUCUUAAUUGAGUCCCUUUUUCUUUCCUGCAAAGAGACCAUGGGCAACGCGAGAUGAUUAGAGUAUGAAAUCUACCUUCAGUUUUAAGGCAUCAUUCAUGUAGCACGCCUAAGGUAGCAUGCAAAAAUUUGGGGCGUUUUUUUGCGGAGGGUUCUGUGUUCUA
Messenger RNA from Xylona heveae TC161, 1943 nucleotides. RefSeq names its product inosine-5'-monophosphate dehydrogenase. The transcript is spliced from 4 exons. Gene Ontology annotation, cellular component: cytoplasm. The record is from RefSeq and is a predicted model, not a curated record. Gene Ontology annotation, biological process: GTP biosynthetic process. Gene Ontology annotation, molecular function: IMP dehydrogenase activity. NCBI's taxonomy places the organism in Eukaryota, Fungi, Ascomycota, Xylonomycetes, Xylonales, Xylonaceae. The coding region runs from base 138 to 1787 and encodes 549 amino acids.